Messenger RNA from Marmota monax (woodchuck), 4293 nucleotides. RefSeq names its product coiled-coil domain containing 90B (gene Ccdc90b). NCBI's taxonomy places the organism in Eukaryota, Metazoa, Chordata, Mammalia, Rodentia, Sciuridae. The coding region runs from base 3214 to 3783 and encodes 189 amino acids. The transcript is spliced from 8 exons. Gene Ontology annotation, cellular component: mitochondrion. The record is from RefSeq and is a predicted model, not a curated record.
CCAAUGAUCCAUUAAGAGCAUCUGAGUUCCUUCCAAGUCUGACUUCUCCCUCACUUACCUCCCAUGAUCUCCCUUGCACACUAGUGAUACACUCUUAUGGAGCACAUCCCUUAAUGAGUUGCCCUUAUGGAUAUUUUUAGAAGAUAUUUGGUUAAUAUACUUUUUAACUGAUGGCUUUUCAGAGGAAAAACUCAAGCAAAUGAUCUAAAGGGAAUUCUUGCUUUUCUCUAGUUAAAUAACCUGGGCCCACCAUGCAAAUAGUUGAAUAACUUUGUUCCUAGUUACUUGCUUACUUGGUUACUUAAAGGACCAUUUAAUAUUCUGGCCAGCCAUGAGUAAUUAGAAUUAUUCUUUUUUUUGUUGUUGCACAGAGUAAUUUAGAGUUUUGUAACAGCCAGAGUUGGUGUUAGAACCAUGGGGAGAUCUGUCCCAAUAUGCACUAUUUCUUUGAGGAAGAGAGAAGUAAGUGUCUGGUUGGAGGGGUGAGGGGUUCAGGCUUUUUUGUUUCAGUAUAUAGGACAAAGAGAACCACAAGGAAAGACAAUUAUGACUUUGAGCUCAACCAAUUGAACUGCCUUCCUUGGGGAUGCACCUGGACCAAGUUUAUUUUUUAAUAAUUAUAAUGAUGAUUUUAAAAAAGAAACCUCCCAAAGCCUAUAAACUGAAACAGAAGAGUUUGUUUCCCACUUUAGAGCUGAUGGUGACAUCAGCGUUGGUUUUGCCUAAGGUAUUUAGAGAGAGACUUUUCAGUGAUAUUAAUAACCACUCAACUCUGGGUUCUGUGCAUGCCCAGAUUAAGCCCCAUCGCCUUAUUUCUGGGGUACAUCAAGACCUGGCAGGGAUUCUGCCACACUGUGCAGCAAACCAGCAUGUAGGCUGGGGUGGGAGAGCAAAAGAUAGAGUCAUCAGAGUGAUGGGGCUUCUUCACAGUAAGAACACUGGAGCUCAAAAAUGAGAGUCUCUUUCCAAAAACAAGGGUUGUUCAUCUUACACUAAAUGCCAUUGUCUGCCAGGCUGCAGUCACCAAAACAAACACAAAAAUGCAAAAUUAUGCAUCUACCUAUAGAGGCUGCCUUUGCCAAUGGAAGGGCUAGCAAUGCAUUUUCCCUCUGUUGAAAGUUAAAUUUCCAGAGACAUCCUUAGAGUGCUCAAAAUGUUAAAGAUGUGUUCAUAUCUGCAACUCUCCAGUUUCAGGUCAAGGCCAACUUUCAUCAUUAUUGCUCCCAAAAGUUUUCUGCCACCAGAAUGCCAUUCCUGAUCCCAGCUCUAUUUUUAGGCCACCAUGAUAACUUCUUUGGUUUCUCAACUGAGCAUGCAACCAUUUAUUUAGAGGACUGUCAUUAAUGAGUAGAUGUUUUCUUGGGUCGUGUGAUGUGCUUUCCAUUUAAUAGUAUUGCUGUGGCUGAGUACAAUCAAAUUGAACCACCAACCCUUGGUUUUGUAGUAAUAUAUUUAUUUUCCUAGUGUAGAUGCUUCCAGAUUAGAAUUGGCAUUUGCACUGAUUUUUUAUGUAGAUUUAUAUAAAUAUAGAUAUACAUAUAUAUUUGCUUGAAAAAUCACCAAGCGAAUUGGUGAGAGGGUCUUUUCCUAUAGAAUUUACACCUCCAUUUGUUGUGUUGUCUUGCGCUUCCCAAUGUUGAGGUCUCUAUGGCUCCAAUGAACUGGUGUAUUUUGCAGCAAAUCUAAUGACUUGAAUGGAAAUGAAAUGAAAGGUACCCAGAUUACAUCUGGUGCAAAUGCACUUGGAGCCUGGGGCCAGACUGGUGCUAACAUUGCAAACUUUGUCCGGAGCUCUCUCCAAUCUGAAGGCUUGCUGGGGGCGCAAUGUCACCUUCAUAUGCUGGGCCCUUUCAGAAAAGUGCCAGAUCGUGUCACUGGUGCUAUUUUUCAUGCUCUGGUACAAUGUGUAGCACCACGGGGGUCUCAGCUCUACCAAAAUCAAAAUCCCAUUUGUCAGCCAAUUGCUGGGGCAUUUGGUUUUUUUGCUUUCCUCCUGCAGGAUUUCUUGGCCAUUUAUUUUCAGGCCUUUCUCCCAGCCCCAAAUUCUUGGAUUGGCUCUAUCUGCUUAGCAAGCCCAUCUUUACAAAGCUGCACUCGGGUGCCUCUGUGAGCUGUCUUAGAUCCUACUGCCAGCCCUUCUGGACGCUGAGCCAAGGGAAAGCUUUCUGCAUCUCUGGUUCUUGCUUUUUAUUUUCCCUUUCCUCAUUCUUUCCCAGUGCUCACCUCUUCCUAUCUCAUCCCAUCCCUCUUUGUUUUUUCCUGGCUUCUUGAAGCCACUGAUCUUGUCCUAUAACCCUCCUUCACUCCCUCCCUGUUCUUUGUCCACCUCUCCUUUAGUCUCUCUCUCAAUGCCCUUUUUAUACCUUUCCUGUCCUCUCCUCUCAUCACAUCUCUGAUCAACUCUUCUCCUACACCCUCUUCCUUAAUUUUUCUGUCCUAUAAAGGGCUUAUGGCUGCUUCAGAUAGCAAGUCCAUACACUGGACUAAUGACACAUAUACUUGGGGUCACCAUUUUUCCUACUCAGCCCAGAAAGCAAAGCUGAGUGUGAGGCCCUGACCUGGAGCCAACUCCAGCGUGCCUCCCAGAGCCAGCCUGCACCGCUGCCCUGGCAGCGAUGAUGCAUGUGCUGUGGGCCCUGCCAGCGCCUGGGUACCUCUGCCUGAACCCUAGUCCUACACGAGCUCACUCCCAAGACCACCCCGAGUCUCUGAGGACACUUCCUUUCAGUAAAGGCAGACUCUGGCCCCAACAAUUAUUCUGACAGCAAACCUCUUCCUUCUCAUUGAAGCCAUGUCAUCGCCUUGGUUUGGAGAGAGAUGAUUUUUUCCUCCUACUUUCUUUUUCCCAUUUUCAUGUGAAGCCCCCUCUGCUUUUCAGCUGGUGAUUGCUCCGGUGAGAUUGAAUGGACUUGCUGGUAAAAUGACAACUUUUUCUUUCCUGUCUUGGUCCUGCCUAAAAUUCCUACCAAAAAAAAAAAAAAAAUUAAGCCAAGGACUCAGGCUAGUUCUUAAAUUUAUCAUACGAAUUUGUCACUUCUAGGGAAAAAAAAAAAAAGGAUCAACUCCCUUAAAGCAUGUGGAGUAGCUCCUGUGACAACCAAUUUUCCAGGAGACUCCCUACAGAACUCUGUGGAUAUACCUUUUACUUAUGUGUAUGUAUGGUCUAUGUGAUAUGCAUAUCAUGUAUACACAUAUUACAUUAGGUAUGAAUGAAUGUGGUUGGAAACUCACGGUUUUGACAAAGCACAAGCAGAAACAAUUGUAUCAGCAUUAACUACUUUAUCAAAUGUCAGCCUGGAUACUAUCUAUAAAGAGAUGGUCACUCAAGCUCAACAGGAAAUAACAGUACAACAGCUAAUGGCUCAUUUGGAUUCCAUCAGGAAAGAUAUGGUCAUCCUAGAGAAAAGUGAAUUUGCAAAUCUGAGAGCUGAGAAUGAGAAAAUGAAAAUUGAAUUAGACCAAGUUAAACAACAACUAAUGAAUGAAACCAGUAGAAUCAGAGCAGAUAAUAAAUUGGACAUCAACCUGGAAAGGAGCAGGGUAACAGAUAUGUUUACAGAUCAAGAAAAGCAACUUAUGGAAACAACCACAGAAUUUACCAGAAAGGAUACUCAAACCAAAAGUGUUAUUUCAGAAACCAGUAAUAAAAUUGACACUGAAAUUGCUUCCUUAAAAACACUGAUGGAGUCUAAUAAACUUGAGACAAUUCGUUAUCUUGCAGCCUCAGUGUUCACUUGUCUUGCAAUAGCAUUGGGAUUUUAUAGAUUCUGGAAGUAUUACUAACUAUCCUACUGUUGGCUGCUAUUGACUUCGUAGAAUACUACACCAGGAGUUUCUUUGAACAUUUUCAGUUGCUGCAGAAAAUUUACAACAACAUUAUUCAAAGUAUGCGUGGACUAAAGAGAAGUAUUUUUAAGUAUUUUAUCUUUAUUUUAUGUGUCUGUAUUUUAUUUGUUUGAAAAGCUGUCAUCCAAACCCUGAUUUAUUUGAGAUAGAAGGGCAUUUUGUCCUCAUCCUUUUGAUAGUUCAUAGAAACUGAACUAAAAUUUUCUUGUAUUUGCUUCAAGAAUUUUGUAAAUCAAAUAGAAUUUUGUUGGUAUGUGCUGCAAAUUUGAAAACUAUGCCUUAGCCUACAUGCUUACUGGACCUAACUCUCCUGAUUUUAAGUACUGUAGUUAAAUUUUUGUAUCAAAUAAAAGAUUAUUAUAAGAAAAUAUGAUUCAAAUGUAUGAUAUGUCAAGGUCAUCGUACUGUCAUGUGUAACUAAUUAAAACAAAUAAAAAAAAGAAAGUA